AUGCCUCUGUCACCACUGACCACGUUACUGGCUACUGCUGCCAGCACCCCCUUGCUUUUCUCCACGGGGGUCACGGCGGAGAACGCCACGUCCAGAGCUCAAAUCGCAAUGGACGUGCUGCAAACGUGGUAUAACGGCACCAGCGGGAUCUGGGAUACUUGCGGAUGGUGGAACGGGGCGAACUGCCUCACGACGCUGGCCGACUUCGCGCUGGCGGAUGAGUCGGUGAACGACGCGGUGGUGGGCGUGCUUGGGACCACAUUCCAGGUCGCGACGAUCUCGAACCCUAUUCCCGAGCGCAGCGGCAACGAAUUCUACAACAUUACCAACGAGAAGCAGGCUGGGUCACCAAAUGCCUAUCAGUGGAUGGAUGGUUCUUAUGACGACGACUCGUGGUGGGCGCUUGCGUGGAUCGCAGCGUAUGAUGUCACGGACGAUGAUGAAUACUUGGACUUGGCGAUUGGCAUCUUUGACAGACUGGUAUGUUUGACUUUCUCCCCUUGCAUUUUCCCCGGACUGUCCUGGCGGUGA
This is a messenger RNA of Aspergillus melleus, 531 nucleotides long. RefSeq lists its product as uncharacterized. The record is from RefSeq and is a predicted model, not a curated record. Bases 1 to 531 code for a protein of 176 amino acids. The transcript has a single exon. Lineage: Eukaryota; Fungi; Ascomycota; Eurotiomycetes; Eurotiales; Aspergillaceae. Gene Ontology annotation, biological process: carbohydrate metabolic process.